Rotaria sp. Silwood1 is the source of this 330-nucleotide messenger RNA. The record is from the annotation of a GenBank genome assembly. NCBI's taxonomy places the organism in Eukaryota, Metazoa, Rotifera, Eurotatoria, Philodinida, Philodinidae.
AUGAAACAAGAUUACAAGUAUUUUUCUUUACCUAUUAAUAUUUAUGUUGAAGAUACAGUUAUUAGUAAUAAAUCUGAUCAACAUUUAUCAACAGGAAGUCUUCAAUUAUUUGGUUUAAUAAUUCGUGGUCAUGCAAUACUUUCACAUGAAGGUUUACCACUGGAACGUAAAACACUUGAAUAUGUAUGGCAAAUGGAAAUUUUACUUGGUAAAAUUUCAACACGUUUAACAGUAAUUCAAACAGAAAAAAUACUUUGUUUUCUUAAAAAUUUCUAUUUACAAAUGAUCGAAGAUGAAUAUACAUUAAUACGUUCACCUGUUAUGGAUUAA